Molecule: messenger RNA, 1161 nt
Organism: Peromyscus eremicus (cactus mouse)
Lineage: Eukaryota; Metazoa; Chordata; Mammalia; Rodentia; Cricetidae
Product: major histocompatibility complex class I-related gene protein
Exons: 5
Coding region: 163-1155 (330 amino acids)
Biological process (GO): immune response
Cellular component (GO): external side of plasma membrane
Source: RefSeq, a predicted model, not a curated record
CCAGAUAUGUGUCCCCGUUUUCAUUGGAGAAGGCCUUUUGUAUUGCUCAGUUACCAAAUUUCCCAUGAGCCGGUAGAGUACAAGUUUUCAAAAGACUCAUCAGGGGCCUGUCAGCGUCUGAGGUAAAAGAAUCCGGAAAGACAAGGACUUUAGUUGGAGUUGAUGAUGCUCCCGUUCCCUCUCCUCACAGUACUCUUGGUGCAGCACAGCCAAGCCCGGACCCACUCUCUGAGAUAUUUUCGUUUGGCUGUUUCGGAUCCUGGUCCCGGAGUCCCUGAAUUUAUCUCUGUUGGGUAUGUGGACUCACAUGCUAUCACUACAUACGACAGCGUCACUGGAAAGAAGGAGCCAAGGGCUCCAUGGAUGGCAGAGAACCUGGCACCUGAUCACUGGGAGAGGUACACUCAGCUGCUGAGGAGCUGGCAGCAGACAUUCACGGUGGAGCUGAAGCAUCUACAGAGGCAUUACAACCACUCAGGGCUUCACACUUACCAGAGAAUGAUUGGCUGUGAGUUGCUGGAAGAUGGUAGCACCACAGGCUUUCUCCAAUACGCAUAUGAUGGGCAAGACUUCAUCAUCUUCAAUAAAGACACCCUCUCCUGGGUGGCUGUAGAUAAUGUGGCUCACAUCACCAAGCGGGCGUGGGAUGCCAAUCUGCAUGAGUUGCAAUACCAAAAGAACUGGCUGGAAGAGGAAUGCAUUGCCUGGCUGAAGAGGUUCUUGGAGUAUGGAAAAGAUACCCUAGAAAGGACAGAGCCUCCUGUGGUAAGAACGAGUCGGAAGGAAACUUUUCCAGGGACUACAACGCUCUUCUGCAGAGCUCAUGGCUUCUACCCACCAGAAAUUUCCAUGACGUGGAUGAAAAAUGGGGAAGACAUUGCCCAAGAAGUGGAUUAUGGAGCCGUGCUUCCCAGUGGGGAUGGAACCUAUCAAAUGUGGGUGUCCGUUGAUCUGGACCCUCAGAGCAAAGACAUUUAUUCUUGUCAUGUGGAGCACUGUGGCCUCCAAAUGGUUCUUCAGGCCCCUCAGGAACCAGGAAGAAUUCUUCUAGUGGUGAACACGGUCUCUGGGACCAUAAUCCUCACCAUUGUCCUGGCUGGAGUUGGUGUUCUGACCUGGAGAAGGUUCCGGCGUGAGAGGCAUGACACACUGUAGGGGGUG